CCUGGGACUUGCGAGGGAGAGGGAAGGAGGACGAAGGAGAGCAAGAAACUUCAGGGCAGCGGCGAGGGUCAGUCGAGCUGGGCCCCGGGGCCCGGCGGCUCAGGAAGGGCAAGGGAGUGCCGGCGCUGCCUUCGCGUAGCUCCCAAUGGGGCUGGAGAAACUUUAAAAGGCGGCCCCGCUGUGGUUGGCUGGUAGCGAGAUUCCGAGCAACAUAUGGCAUUAAAAGGAGCGCAGCUGGAGGUUAUGAAGGCAGAAUGGAGUUCCCGGACCACAGCCGGCAGCUGCUGCAGUGCCUGAGUCAGCAGAGACACCAAGGAUUCCUGUGCGACUCCACUGUGCUCGUUGGGGAAGCUCGGUUCCAGGCUCACAGAGCUGUGCUGGCUUCCUGCAGCAUGUACUUCUACCUCUUCUACAGGGACCAGUUAGACAAAAGGGAGAUUGUACAUCUGAACAGUGACAUUGUCACGGCCCCAGCCUUCAGCCUGCUGCUUGAAUUCAUGUAUGAGGGCAAGCUGGAGUUGAGCAGCCUGCCCAUUGAGGACAUCCUAGCCGCUGCCAGCUACCUCCACAUGUAUGACAUUGUCAAAGUCUGCAAGGGUAAACUAAAGGAAAAAGAAUUAGUGGCAGAGGAAGAGAAGGACAGACCCUUCCUGGGCCCCAGCAUAUCCCUGGGCCAAGACUUAGAACUGUCCGGCCCGCCAAGGUUCAGCCCCCUAGAGUAUGAUCGGGCUGGAGCCCACCCCACCUGGCCCACCAACCUCAUGGGGCCUUCCUCACUGUCGAAAAAAGCAGAGCUGAGUCCGAGUCCUGGGAAGGCCAAACCCUUGGAUAAUGGUGUGGGUGUCUCUCUGUCUCAGAGGCCGGAGCUCCCCAUUCCCAGCCAGGGCCCCGGUGACUCAGAGUGCGCCCUGGAUCUGUCUCUGAAGCCCAUUUCCGGGAGGGAUGCCCUCCACACCUCCUACGUCUUCAGACAGCUGGCUUCUGAACAUCGGCAGCAGCAGCAGCAGCAACAGCAGGAAGCCGAGCUGAUGGUGAAAGAUGAACAGGACUCAUUGUCAGACCAGGAGGACGCUGAGGCAAGGAGUCCAGAGGGCCAGCCAUUUGGGCCUGUGGCUAAAAGCCUGGUCACAGGCUUGGGCCACAUGUUUCAUGGCCAGGAAGAUGAGCUAGACCCGGAGCGGGAGGAGAGUGAAGAUGACCUGGAUGCAUCAGACCUCUCAGCUUCAGAGGUGCUGGGGCCCCCUGGCCACAUCUGCAUCUGCCCCCUCUGCAGCAAGGUGUUUCCCAAUCCCCAUGUCCUGCAGCUGCACCUGAGCUCUCACUUUCGGGACAAGGAUGGUGGCUCCAGGGCUCGACUGUCACCAGAGGGGUCGGUGCCCACCUGUACGCUCUGUGGGAAGACCUUCUCGUGCAUGUACACCCUUAAGAGGCACGAGCGGACGCACUCAGGCGAGAAGCCAUACACUUGUGUGCAGUGUGGCAAGAGCUUCCAGUACUCACACAACCUCAGCCGGCACGCGGUGGUGCAUACUCGAGAAAAGCCUCAUGCCUGCAAGUGGUGUGAGCGCCGGUUUACGCAGUCUGGGGAUUUGUACCGGCACAUCCGAAAGUUCCACUGUGGCCUUGUCAAGUCCCUGGUAGUUUGAAAUUUGAUGAAGGAACUGGGGGCUUGGCUAGAGUGUGUAUAUGUGUGUGUGUGUGUGUGUGUGUGUGUAUGCGCGCGCGUGCGUGCCUAGAUGUCUUUUUGAUUUGGAGAAUGGUUGUACCUACGCUCUCUUGAUGCUCACCAGUGGCAUCUGGCCAGAGGGGCUUUUAGGUGUAAAGCUCAGCUGUCCCACUGCAGGACAGGGACACACAGAAACCAUUAGAGAAAGGUGAUCUUGCAUCACCAGUCCUUGGAAUGCCUGAGCUAAUCUCUGAGUUGGAGAAUUCUGAAGCUGCCUCUAGAAAAGCUCUUUCCAGAGAUAUGAUUAGAGGGCAACAGGUCCUGCAUUUUGAAGUUCAUACCUCGUGGUUUUUUUUCUUUUUUUUUUAAAGCUCAAAAAGAAGAGAAUGUGCUUCUUGGAAACUAAAAUGCUUUCUAUGCCAGCCUCCUUAUUUCUGAAUCAUCGAGACAGGGAGAUCAAAAGGACCUUUCCGUCCCCUCCAGGUCCACUUGAUAUUCUCUCCCUGAUUAUUCUUAGGGGGCUUAGUGUGGUCAUUUCUUCUUUCCACUGUUGAUGUCCUAGGUUUCUCCCUUUGAGUGUAUUUCACUUUCAAGGUUUCUUCUUUAACAGAUCCCAUGGCAUGUUUGCCUUUCUUCUGUGGGACUUUUGGAAUUUAAAGUUGAGUUCUCUUUCCUAAUGAAGAAUUAUAAGAUAUGGGGAACAAAAGAGGCGUGGUCUGUGUGAAUUACCUGCUGAGUUCUAGUAGGGGACUGGGGGAUUGGCCCAUAAUGGAACCUCUUUGGCAUACUAGGAGUAGUGGUAGCAGAAUUUAGGGUUGGACGAGUCACAGAACAAACCAAAUGGCCCAAAUUCCAUGUUCUGAGUUGGAGAGGUAGGGGCUGGAGGGCUGGGGAAUGGUAGCCAUGGGAGGAGCCCAGGAAGGUGGCAGGUAGAGUAAGGGUACUUAAGUAGUAGGUAUGCUCUUGGAAAGGAAGGAACAGACUUUCAAGUAUGUAUUGAGGCAAGUGAUGGAAAGAAGUUUUGAGGUCUCCAUAUCCUGUCAAAAGUAGGACUUAGAGCAGGAAGAUUGCUCAAUUAAAAACUCAGUUCAUUUUAGAGACAGAACCAAGCCAAGGAUGAAAACAAGCAGGCCCUAGGUGAAGUGGCAGGAGGACUGGAUUUGGAGUUCAAGGGUGGGAAUUCACCAACUUGGAGCAACCUUCUCUAUGCAAAGUCACAAGUGACUGACUGGUCAGUCUCUCUCCAGAGGGUCUGGGAAUUGGAUGUGGCCUCAUUGAAGGCUUACUGGUCAAGUUCAAGCAAGGUUGGAUUUGACUUUGUCAACUUUUUGCCCCUUUGAGUCUGAAUCUCUGAGUGUGUCUGAGCAAAUGAUGUUGGGUGUGUCUGUGGAUAUGAGUGUCGCUCAGCUGGCUGCUCUCCUCACUGAGGUAGGGCUGAGGGGGAUUGACCACUGGUCACUGCUUUCCCCAUCAUCCACCCCCACUUUCUUGGAAUAACCGUAAGGUUGGUUGUUAUUAUUAGCACUGAGCUUGCUCCUUGAAACACUUCAGAUUUUAAUGGGGGGAUUUUUUUUUUGCACAUUAAUCUAUUUGCCCUCCCUUGUGGGGCGAUGUCAUGAGCACUGACUGUGGUAGGAGGUGUGUGGUUUCAGGAGGGCCAUAUGGGAGCUGUUUGGCUGCAACCUGUCAGGAAGGCUCAAUUUCUGUGGGGAACUUUGACUAGUUCUCCUCAAUGAACCGUCCUCCCCACCUCCCCCAGCACCAUCCCCUUUGAACUCUGAAUGUAAUGUGAAAAUUCAUUUUAUUUAUGGCAUGUGUCUCAUUUCAUUACCUGACUGUACCUGUACUUCUACUGAAACUGUUACAUGGCUUUGGAAGAUGUGGUGACCUGCAUUGUCGUCCUGUGGACGUGUGACUCCGUAUCGUGGUCUUAGCCUACUGAAUAAUAUACCAAUACAUACAUUACACAUAUAGAUAGGUAUACAUAUAUAUAUAUAUUUUUUUUUUUGCUGUGAUUGGAAAUAGCACUGAGGACAAAGUCUACUAAAAUUAAGUUAUUUUCCUUUUCUCCUGAUGAAACUUGAUGUAGUAUUUAUUAGAAGUUUUAAUUUGAAGUGAUACUAUAACUGUUAGGAACCUUUUUUAUUCUAAAUGAUGAGUUUAUCUCCACUGUAAUGCUUCCAAGGCUUCUUUGUUUGGUAAAGGGAGCGAGUGACUAAUAUGCUAGUAAGGGUAGCUGAAGUUUUUCUAAGUUUUUAUUUUUUUUUACCUUAAAAUUUUACAUAAUGUUUUUUGUGAUCUCUGUGAAUAAAAACAAAUUGCAGACUCACAUAUUCCAUACCAAGCCUGGUCCAUGCACAAGCAGUCAGUGAGAUGGGACUGCAGGUGGGGCCACGUGUGGCUGAAGUUUCCCUUCACUGGAUGCCCUUAAAGGAGAGACUGGGGUGACUGCUCGUGGGCGAUCACAGGUUCCAGAGGAAAGAGACUUUACAGAUCUGUAGUCCAAUCCUUUGUUUUACAGAUGAGAAACAGGUCCAUGGGGAAAAGGGACUUGUCUAAGAUCACCUGGAUAAUAGGUGGCACCUGGAUUUGGAACUUUUGUCCUCUGGUUCCAGCCCAGACCUCUUUCCACUACAUGAGUAAGUGUUUGAUAGAAAGGAUUUCUGCCUGCAUACUGAUUGGACUUAGACGGUCUUUAAAGUUCUUUUGAACUCUGAUGCUGUGAGCGUUGGUCUUUUAACCUAGGAAAGUCUAGGGAUCUCACUAGGGCAGGCAGGUGGGUGUCAGGGGCUCCAAGGUGUGGUAAUUGUGGGGAAAAAGAAGAGAAUACUUGAAACUCUCACUGUAGAGAUGCUGUCUUCCUGGCUUCUGCCACUGGGCGGCUCCAACAAGGACUUUUGCACUUGUCUGUAUUCUGCUGAAGUGUGUGCCUGUGUGUGUGUGUGUGUGUGUGUGUGUGUGUGCAUGAGAUGUAUGUGUGUGUUUGAAGGCCAUAGGUCUAGCACAGCUUUUCCCACAGUGGGUCACUUCCUGGUGGAACAGUUGGGAGAUGCUGCAGCACACUCUCUCCCUUGUGGGUGAUUCCAGUCCUGGAGAGUUUAUUUUCUUGGAGAGUUGUCCUGCCCUGACUCGUUAACACUGGGUUUGUCAUCAUCUGCAAACAAAUACUGUGAAGUUAAUGUAAAAAAAAUCAUCAAUUUUUAAUUUUUUAAUCAAUGCAGUUCAGAUUAAAUAUGUAUAUUUAAAAACUAAUUUUUGUGGGAGAGUUUUAUAGCAAACAAACCUACAGCCUGUAGCAAAGCUAAUCGAAUGAAAUCUAUUUUAUCAGAUGGUCCAAUCCCUGUUUUCUAGCAAAUUUCUUCUCAUCUGUAGAUGUUGGUUGGUUUAGUCUAAAGGAGACAAUCACAGAGUCGGUAGAAUGGUUAGCGCUUGGCUUUCAGUGUGGUCAUCUUCAUCUGCAGCUGUAUCCAUGUGUGCUGUCAAACUGUGACAAUCGUGACUGGGAUUUGCUGUCUCUCCAUUUUCACAAAAUAAUAAUAAAAACAACCCACCCUCCUCCUA
Molecule: messenger RNA, 5227 nt
Organism: Monodelphis domestica (gray short-tailed opossum)
Lineage: Eukaryota; Metazoa; Chordata; Mammalia; Didelphimorphia; Didelphidae
Gene: ZBTB42
Product: zinc finger and BTB domain containing 42
Biological process (GO): regulation of transcription by RNA polymerase II
Cellular component (GO): nucleus
Molecular function (GO): DNA-binding transcription factor activity, RNA polymerase II-specific; protein binding
Source: RefSeq, a predicted model, not a curated record